Molecule: messenger RNA, 2319 nt
Organism: Scomber japonicus (chub mackerel)
Lineage: Eukaryota; Metazoa; Chordata; Actinopteri; Scombriformes; Scombridae
Exons: 9
Coding region: 1-2319 (772 amino acids)
Biological process (GO): cell surface receptor protein tyrosine kinase signaling pathway; positive regulation of MAPK cascade
Cellular component (GO): cytoplasm
Source: RefSeq, a predicted model, not a curated record
AUGAGAGAGGGCGAUGAGUGGAAGACAGCGUUUAAUACCCCAACCGGACAUUAUGAAUACUUGGUCAUGCCCUUUGGUCUUACUAACGCCCCAGCAGUUUUCCAGGCCCUUGUGAAUGACAUCCUCAGGGACAUGCUCAAUGUCUUUGUAUUCGUUUAUCUGGAUGACAUUUUGAUCUUCUCAAAAGACAUGCCUGAACACGUCCGUCAUGUCCAGUUGGUCCUGCGUCGCCUCCUUGAGAACUCUCUCUUCAUCAAAGCAGAGAAAUGUGAGUUUCACGCCAAGUCGGUGUCCUUUCUGGGGUAUCUAGUAGCGGAGGGAAGUAUUCAGAUGGACCCUGCCAAGGUCUCAGCCGUUACCUCUUGGCCAGCACCAGAGAGCCGCAAGAAACUACAGCAAUUCCUGGGGUUCGCCAACUUCUAUAGGAGAUUCAUCCGGAAUUACAGUAAGGUUGCUUCCCCGUUGACUGCCCUCACCAGCACCAAGGUCCACUACCGAUGGACACCGGAGGCCGACCAGGCGUUCAGAACUCUUCUGCCCCCAUCCUCCAAAUGCCUGACCCCGAUCAGCAGUUUGAGACUGACCCCAGCUGAGCAGAACUAUGACAUUGGCAACCGGGAAUUGCUAGCUGUGAAACUGGCAUUGGAGGAGUGGCGGCAGUGGCUAGAGGGCGCCAGCACUCCGUUCCUGAAAUGGAAGCCGGUGUGGUUGUCUCUGUUCCCCCCCAGCAGCAGUGGAGUGGGUCGACUGGAGAUCCAGGAUAUGGGAGGAUUGAAGCCGGAGGAACACACAGCCACAGGCAAACAGGACCAGGUAAUAUUCGGGGUCAGGGACAGAAGGCUGGUGCAUUUACCGGGGAAGACACAAGGAGAGCAGGUCAAAAACAAGCAGGGUCAAAACCAGGAAAACAGGGGCGGUGCAGGAGGUGAUCAUGGCACCGGGGGCAGGAGACACCACCAGCAACACGGGGACAGGAAGCUGAAAGUGGUCCUACUGUCUGAGCUGAUCAGCGUCCUCAGACUCCCCCCAAAUGCUGAGGCCUGUCCCAUGGAGAACAUGUCAGCAUUUUGUGUGGAGACACAGAACAGAACUAUGGUGUUUGCUGCACUCAAAGAGGACUGUGUGGAGUGGGUAGAGAAGCUUUGUCAAAGCACCUUUCAGAGAGGUGGGGGCUCAAGUCCUAAUCAGCUUCAUAUGGUAGACAACCAGAUAUAUGCCACAGUAAAGGAAGACUCAGAGUUCUGGGUGGUGGUGCAGAGGACGGAUACAGCGAUACGUUGUGGUCUGCAGGGAUCAUACUGGCUGCAAGUGGGGCAAGAAUCGCUGCUUCUGAAAGAAAAACAGAAGAUGAGCAUUGUUCAAGAAUGGCCCUAUGAGCUGCUGAGGCGGUAUGGGAAAGACAAGCUGACCUUAACAUUUGAAGCAGGCAGACGCUGCGACUCUGGUCCUGGAACCUUCAUCUUUGAGACACAGCAGGCUGAAAAAAUAUUCUCUCUGAUUCAAAGUACGAUCAAACAGAAGACUUCAUCUGAUACUUCAGGCAACCAAAUCCAAGAGGGUGAAAGAGUUAUUGUAACCAACAUACGGGCUCAUUCCCCUCUCCCAAAAAUACCUGAUAUGACCAGUAUGGCUUCCAUUCUGGAAAGCAAACUGAAGACAUCAGAAGACAGAAUGCAUGCUCAAGACAGAAUUGAUUCGUCAGAAUGUAUAUCAGCACAGCCAGCUCCUAUCACCCUCAUGCCUCUCCCAUUGGUCCCCACACAUAACAGCCCCUCUGGAGUUCAUCACGGUGGCCAAUCAGAGGCUGUAUAUGCUGACCCAGUAGAUUGUCUCAAAUCUGUGCCAAAACCCCAAGCAACAACGGCUCAGUAUGUAGACCCUGCAAUUGUUCUUCCACUUCACCCCCCCACUCCAAGAGUGUCACCAGUCACUCUGCCUCCUAACUCCUCCAUGCCCACCUUCACCAUCAGCCACCAAGAUUCAGUCUACUCAGAGGUGUAUGACAAAGUCAGCCCAGUCCAGAACAAACCAAAUGUUGUUCAGACCAGAGGAAAGAUGAAGCAUUUUGCAGACGAUGAACCCAUUUAUACUGAGCCCACGAGUGAGAAGGAGUCUCCAAAAAAAGAAACCAAACCAGACCCAUUUGCCCACCUUUAUGCUCAGGUCUGCAAACCAACUCCAUCAUCUAGUCCUUCUUCAUCUUCUAACUCCUCCCCAUGUGUCUCUUUAUCCUCUUCCUCUGUUAUCGCCAGUAUGACCACAACAAAAUCUUCGGAUGAUCUUGAUGAUGUCAUCUAUGAAAACCUUGGCAUUAUUUAA